UAUUGGUCAUAUCGCAGUCGUUGUUUUGACGACGCCUUGCUGUAACCGUCAUUAAGGCGAUAGCUGUGAUAAGGUGUGGAAGAGUGCUCUUCGGCAUCCCUCUGGAAUUAACCGCUCGGAGAAAAAAACGUGCUCAAGAGAGAAAAUUGUUCAACGCUUGGGAGAGAAGACCUCGAGGUAAAGAAGAAAAUCAAAAGAAGCAACCAGGAGGAAGUGAGGUCAUCAGCGGCGCGGCGCGAGAAUGCAACAGCCUCAGAAUGGACAGCAGCAACAGGAGGAGCAGCCAGACGAAAUGGAGCGCGAUCUGGCUGAGGACGCAGUAUGGAAACGUAUCCAACAGAACACGUUCACACGAUGGGCAAACGAACACCUGAAGACGGUGGGCAAGCCCAUUGCCAACCUCGAGACGGAUCUCUCGGACGGGUUGAGGCUCAUCGCUCUGGUGGAGGUGUUGUCCGGUAGAAGAUUACCUAAACAUAAUAAGAAACCUACUUUUAGGUCGCAAAAGUUGGAAAAUGUAUCUGUGGCCUUGAAAUUUCUAGAAGAGGAUGAAGGGAUUAAGAUCGUCAAUAUUGACAGUACAGAUAUUGUGGACUGUAAAUUGAAAUUGAUCUUGGGUCUAAUAUGGACUCUCAUUUUGCAUUAUUCCAUAUCGCUUCCCAUGUGGGAAGGAGAGGAAGGAGAUUCCGUUUUCGACAAAAAAGGCGGACCUUCCCCCAAACAGAGAUUGUUGGGAUGGAUUCAGAGCAAAUUGCCUGAUCUCCCCAUUAAUAACUUCAAUUCUGACUGGAAUGAUGGCCGAGCUGUUGCCGCCCUUGUGGAUGCUCUUGCUCCAGGUUUAUGCCCAGACUGGUGUGACAUGAAACCAGAAAAUGCUUUACAGAAUGCCAAAGAAGCUAUGGAUCUGGCAGAUAAUUGGUUAGGUGUUCCUCAACUUGUGAAACCAGAAGAAAUGAUCAAUCCUAAUGUAGAUGAUCUAUCUAUGAUGACUUACCUUUCACAAUAUCCAAAGGCAGAAUUAAAACCUGGUGCUCCUCUUAGACCUAGAACCAAUCCUAACAGAGUACGCUGUUAUGGUCCUGGCAUUGAGCCAACUGGUGUUAAUGUUGGUGCACCAACAAUGUUCACUGUAGAAACAUUUAGUGCUGGUAAAGGAAAUGUUGAAGUUUUCAUUGAAAAUCCCAAAGGAAAACUUGAACCAGUUGAAAUUAAAUUUAAUGAUGACAGAAGCAAAACAUAUACAGUCAAGUAUACUGCUCAAAUGGAAGGUGUUCAUAAGGUGAAAGUUAUGUUUGCUGGAAAGGAAGUUCCUAAAAGUCCCUUUUCAGUUAUGGUGGAAGGUCGUGCUGGUGAUCCAAAGAAAGUUACAGCAUCUGGUCCUGGUCUGGAACCUGUGGGUGUAAUGGCAGGAAAACCAACCUAUUUUGACAUUUUCACCAAAGAUGCUGGUAGAGGUCAAGUCGAAGUCAUUAUUUUAGAUCCCAAAGGCAACCGAAAUACUGUUCCAUGCAGAAUACGCAAAACAGAGGAUAAUGUUUAUCGUUGUGAAUAUGUUGCUCAAACUACAGGAAUGCAUUCUGUAAAUGUUUUCUUUGCUGGACAGCAAAUUCCCAAAAGUCCAUUUGGUGUUAAAGUUACUCCAGUAUGCGAUUCUCGUAAAGUUAAAGCUUAUGGAAGAGGUCUGCAAAAGAAUGGUGUACGUGUCAAAGAUGUUGCCGAUUUCAAAAUAUGUACAGAGAAUGCUGGAAAUGGGCUGCUUGAGAUUAAAGUCAUUGGACCAGGUGGUGUCCAAGAAAAAAUUGAUAUCCGUAAGAUAGAUGAAAAUAAUUAUGACUGUGCUUAUUAUCCAAAUAAGGAAGGUCGUUACAUUGUCACAAUAUCCUAUGGAGGACAAGAAAUAUCCAAAAGUCCAUAUGAAGUCAAUGUGCUUCCAUACAAGGAAUCUAAAAUCAGGGUUUAUGGGCCAGGUCUGUAUGGAGGUGUUGCCGGUUAUCCAGCUCGUUUUACUGCUGAAACAAAUGGUGAAACAGGAACUCUUGGAUUUUUAGUUGAAGGACCAUCUCAUGCUAAAAUUCAGUGCUUUGAUAAUGGAGAUGGUUCAGCAGAUGUUGAAUAUCUACCAACAACUCCUGGUGAAUAUGCUGUCCACAUCUUAUGUGACAAGGAAGAUAUUCCGAAAUCUCCUUAUAUGGCUCAAAUUCUUCCUAAAACUGAUUACUAUCCUGAAAAGGUUGAAGCUUAUGGUCCUGGCCUUCAGAAAUCUGGAGUUGUUCAAGGUCAACCAACUGAGUUCACCAUUGAUUGCAAGAAAGCUGGCGGUCAUGCACCUCUGGAUGUUUCUGUUAUGGAUGCUGAUCUAAAACCUGUUGAUAUUAAAGUCACUGAUAAUAAGGAUGGAACAUUCAAAGCCCAAUAUCGUCCCACCAAGAAUGAAAAACACACUGUGCAAGUUAACUAUGGUGCUGUUGCAAUUCCCAAAAGUCCUUUCAGGGUUAAUGUAGGUGAGCCUACUGACACCAAUAAAGUCAAAGUAUUUGGUCCUGGAGUUGAACCAGGUGUUAAAGCCCAAGUGCCAACUCAUUUCAAUAUUGAUUGCAGAGGGGCUGGAACAGGCAAUGCUCAAGUGAAAUUGACAGAUGAAAAAGGUGGUCUUGUUCCUGUACAGAUUUUGGAUAAUGAAGAUGGUACUUAUUCUGUAGAUUAUAUGGCUCCUAAUCCAGGAAACUAUACAGUUUCUGUAGCAUUUGCUGGAAAAGAGAUUCCUAAUAGUCCAAUUAAAGUCAAAGUUGAGCCUCAAAUUGAUGUUAGCAAAGUGAAAGUAGAUGGCUUGGAGCCAACGGCUCCCAUAAACUCUCUGCAACAGUUCCGGGUGAUUACCAAAGGUGCUGGAUGCAACCAAGCUGACUUUGCUGUCACCAUAACAAGUCCUUCUGGCAGACGCGUCAAAGCCCACGUCAUACCUACAGCUGAAGGCUUCCUUGUAAACUUCACACCAACAGAACUUGGCCAUUAUCUACUGAGCAUCUCAUUUGGUGGCAUACCAUUGACACCAACUCCAUAUCGAUUUCUUUGUAUGUCCAAUGCUGAUUCUACCAAAGUUCUAGCAUAUGGUCCUGGCUUAUAUCAAGGACUUGUAAAUCGGCCAGCUGAAUUCAUUGUCGAUACUCGUGGAGCCGGCUAUGGAAGUCUCGGAAUCACUAUUGAAGGCCCAUGUGAGGCAGCUAUAAACUGUAAAGAUAAUGGUGAUGGGACAUGUUCAGUUGCUUAUUUACCAACUGAAGUUGGGGAGUAUGUUAUCAACGUUGCCUACGACAGACAUCACAUACAAGGAUCGCCAUUUGUAGCCCUCAUCAUUUCCGAUGUCGAUGUGUGGAACAUCCGUGUGCUGGGAAAUGGCAUUCAGUCCCAGGGUGUGUACAUCGAUUCAUUAACAGAAUUUAUUGUGGAUGCUAGAGCAGUUACUAAGCGCAGUGAUGGUAAAGUCCACUGUACCAUCACUAAUCCUUCAGGAGCUAAAACUGAUUCAUUUGUUCAAAGCCAAAAUGAUGGAACUUACAAAAUUUGUUAUACACCUUUUGAAGAGGGUAAUCACACAAUUGACAUAACAUAUGAUGGAUUACCUGUUCCUGGCAGUCCUUUCAAAGUAAAUGUGAUGAGAGGUUGUGAUCCUAGAAAAGUAAAAGCAUUUGGACCUGGCUUAGAGCAAGCUAUUGUCAAUCAGGUGAAUACCUUUACUUUGGAAACCAAAGGUGCAGGCAGAGGUACUUUGGGUCUAAUGAUUGUUGGACCUGUUGAACCCAAAAUGACUUGCAAAGACAAUAGAGAUGGUUCUUGUACAGUUGAAUACAUUCCUGUGGAAGUAGGAAUGCAUGAAAUAGGAGUGAAAUAUGCUGACCAAGAUAUUCCUGGAAGUCCUUUCAAAGUCAUGUGCACACCUGGUGUGGAUCCUAGUAAGGUUAAAGCUUCUGGUCCUGGUGUUGAACCAAACCAGUGCCGUGCUGGAAAGCCUCUUCCAUUCACUGUGGAUGCUACUAAAUCUGGCAAAGCUCCUCUUGAUGUUCAAGUAACUUCAGAUAAAGGUCCAAUCCCAUCUAAACCAAUAAUUCGUGACAAUGGCAAUGGAACUUUUGAUGUUACUUAUCUGCCACCUCCAGAAGGAAGCCCAUGCAAUGUGAAAGUGACUUAUGGUGGAAAAGACAUUCCUGGAAGUCCAUUCCAAAUGAAAGUGAAACCAGCUGUGGAGCCACAAAAAGUAAAACUGUCUGGACCAGGAGUGCAGAAUAAAGUACCAGCUAGUAUUCCAGUCGAAUUUACUAUUGAUACUAAGGAAGCUGGAAAGGCAAAUCUUGAUGUUCAAAUUAAGCGGCCAGAUGGCAAGCCAUUGAAAUCUCAAGUUGUAGAUAAUCAAGAUGGUACUUACAAAGUUCGUUAUGUUCCUGAAGAUGUUGGUCCUCACAAGAUUGCUGUGAAAUAUGGUGGCCAGGAUGUACCUAACACACCAAUAACUGUGAGCAGUUAUGCUGUAGGUCAAGCAGACAAAUGCAAAAUUACAGAGGGUGUUGAAGAUAAGGUGUCUAUUGGUGAAGAAUACUGCAUCACUGUGAAAGCUGAUGAAGCUGGUAUGGGAGCAGUCACCUGUAACAUCACCAGUAGCAACAUACAGGGAGAUGUUGAUAUUCAAGUUGAAGACAAUGGAGAUGGAACAUUCUCAAUUUUCUAUUCAGUUAAAGAGACUGGCAACUAUACUAUUAAUAUUAAAUUUGGUGGAAAUCCAAUUCCUGGUGGAAGUUUUACUAUGGAGGCUGUUACUGAAAAAGUCCAGAGGAAGAGCGUCACCAAGACAAGGACCACUCAAUCCAGGACCACUGAAUUCCGAAGUGUUGAAUUACAUAGCAUCGUAUUACCCUCUGGCACUGGUCAAAUAACAGCUGAAGUUAAGAUGCCAUCUGGAAAGUUCGACAAGCCUCAGGUGAUAGAUAACCAAGAUGGCACUAUUUCUAUAAAAUACGAUCCAAAGGAAGAAGGCUUGCAUGAAUUGCAUGUCAAGUACAACCAAGAACACAUACCAGGCAGUCCAUUUAAAAUCUUUGUGGACUCAAUUUCAAGUGGGUUUGUCACUGCUCAUGGCCCUGGCUUGUGCCGUGGUAUUGCCGGUGAACCAGCAAACUUCACCAUUUACACCAAGAAUGCAGGUGCAGGUGCUCUUGAUGUCUCCGUAAAGGGUCCUUCCCAGGCUGAAAUCACCUGCCACGACAACAAAGAUGGUACAGUUGCAGUUAAUUAUUUGCCUGCUGCUCCUGGUGAAUAUAACAUCGCUGUCAAAUUCGGUGGGAAACAUAUCAAAGGAAGUCCAUUCUCUGCAAAAAUUACAGGGGAAGGCCGCAAGAGAAAUCAAAUAUCUGUGGGUCAUUCCAGUGAAGUGUCAUUGAAGGUGUCUGAGAAGGAUGCUCGAAAUCUCAAUGCUAGCAUAGUCGCUCCAUCUGGUCUGGAAGAGCCCUGCUUCUUGAAGACAUUGCCAAAUGGACAUUUAGGUAUUUCUUUCACUCCUCGUGAGGCCGGACCGCAUCUGGUAAAUGUUAAAAGACAAGGAAAUCAUAUUCAAGGAAGCCCUUUCACCAUCAACGUCUUGGACCAAGAAAUCGGAGAUGCUACCAAAGUGAAGGUUUCUGGUGAUGCCAUCCGUGAAGGCAAAACUCAUGUUGCCAAUGAAUUCAAAAUUGACACCAAAGAAGCAGGUUUUGGUGGUCUCAGUCUUUCAGUUGAAGGACCUAGCAAAGCUGACAUCCAGUGCAAAGACAAUGAAGACGGAACUUUGACUGCUAGUUAUAAACCUACUGAACCUGGUUAUUACAUAAUUAACUUGAAAUUCGCCGAUCAUCAUGUGCCAGGAAGCCCAUUCACUGUGAAAGUCUUAGGUGAGGGAUCUAACAUCCAAAGAGAAUUCAUCAAGAAGCAACGUGAAUCUGUUCCUGUUGCUGAUGUUGGCAAAGAAUGCAAACUUCAGUUCAGGCUACCAGGUGCUAGCGCAUUCGACAUGUCUGCCCGUGUUGCAUCUCCAUCGGGUGUAUCCGAAGAUGCCGCCAUUACUGAUUUAGAUGACAGCCUAUUCAACGUCCACUUCACUCCCAAGGAAGUUGGUGUUCAUACCGUGAGCGUGCGUAAUAAGGACAUGCACAUUCCCGGAUCUCCCUUCCAGUUUACUGUCGGUCCUUUCAGAGAUCAUGGUGCUCACCGAGUGCAUGCUGGUGGACCUGGUUUGCUUAGAGGCAUCACCAACGAAGUCUGUGAAUUCAACGUAUGGACUCGUGAAGCAGGGGCCGGAAGUCUGGCCAUUUCCGUUGAAGGUCCUUCAAAAGCUGAAAUAGAUUUCAAAGAUUGCAAGGAUGGUUCUUGCUUCGUCAAAUAUAAGGUUACUGAACCUGGUGACUAUCGUGUUGGUAUCAAAUUCAAUGAGCAACAUAUUCCUGACAGUCCUUACCACGUAUACAUCAUGCCACCUGCUGGUGACGCUGCCAAAAUUGAAUUGGCUCAUGUGCCUGAAACUGGCCUGCAAGCCAAUAAGCCAGUCUCCCUGGCCAUUCUCAUGAAUGGUGCCAAGGGAAAUCUUGACGGAAAAGUGAUUACGCCGUCGGGCACAGAAGACGACGUUUUCAUUGCACCUCUCGAUUCCGACCAGUGGGCCAUGCGUUUUGUACCUCGUGAAAAUGGCAUCCACCUUAUCCACAUCCGCUGCGACGGUGUCCAUAUCCCCCAGAGCCCCUUCCGACUACGAAUCGGACAGGAUGAUGCUGAUCCCGCCGCCGUGCAAGCUUAUGGUCCAGGAUUAAAAGAAAUUGUAUCAGGUACCAAAACGGAUUUCAUUGUGGACACAUGCAGCGCUGGUACUGGAACACUUGCCGUCACCAUCGAUGGUCCAUCCAAAGUAUCUAUGGACUGCACUGAAGUAGAAGAAGGUUACAAAGUCCGAUAUACUCCUUUGGCUCCUGGAGAUUACUUCAUAACUGUUAAAUAUAAUGGAUACCACAUAUCUGGAAGUCCCUUCAAAGUUACCUGUUCAGGCCGGACGCUGACCGACAUCGGCUCCAAAGAACAGUCUAACGUAGUUGUGGAGACUUCUGCCAAACAAGCCAAGCAAAAGGCUGACCAUCUACCCAGGUUCCGAUCAGACGCCAACAAAGUCACUAGCAAAGGAAUGGGACUGAAGAAAGCUCAUCUUCAUAGGCAAAACCAAUUUACCGUCAACUGCGGAGAAGCCGGUAACAACCUUCUGUUCUGCUCAGUCUAUGGUCCAAAGGGUCCCACUGAUGAGGUGCAUGUGAAGACAAUCGGCAAGAAUUUGUACCAAGUGAACUACACCGUGAAAGAGAAGGGCGAUCACAUCGUUGUUGUGAAAUGGGGCGAUGACCAUAUCCCAGGCAGUCCCUUCAAGGUCGAGGCUUCCUAGAGAGGGACUGCGGCAGAUCCGUUUUACUUUUAUAUUUCAUUGUUGCCAAAUACUGUUUGUGGGAAAACUGUUUGCUCGUUAGACUGUGCGUCCAUAGCUGAUCUUUCUCCUCCUUCUCUAUUAUUUUUUUUUUUCUUUCUCUCGAAAAAACCAGCCAUAUGGUUUUGUGUUUACUCUUUAAAUUUCUGCGCAAUGUCGAUGUUUGCCAGAUUUUGUGUCAAAAGUGGAUGUUCCUCGAAUGAAUACGCGGACUUAAAGAAGCGAAUUGAAUGUUUUAUCACCCAAGUGUCGUUUUUGUAAAAUGAAAUCUAUGCCAUGUUAAUUCAUGCAAAUUUUAAUAUCUGUAAGUACUUCAUUUUAGAAUUUAUAUUUGCCUUAUUCAAAUUUUUAAAUAUCUCAUCUAUCUGAUUAUCUAUUCUAAACGAUGUUUGUGUACUUAAAAAAUGGAUUGAAAGGUUGAAUUAUUUCAUUUUAUUGCUCAAAUGAUAUGAUCUGGACAUUUAUAUAUUGAUGAGCAAUGCAUGUAGUUUAUUUAUUUCAACCUAUGUUUCCUCAUUAAAGCUUGUUACAUUGUUGAAAUUUCUUUAUUGAAAAUUGUUUUCAAUUAUUUAAAAUUUUAGAAAUAUAGUCCUGCUUUUUUUAAAAUGUGUGUUGUCUUCAAAAGAUCAAAUGUUACUUCUUUCUCUCACUUUAAAAGUUUGUAAAUUAUUUAUUGCUUUUGAAUGGCUAAAAUAAAAAUUCUGAGAUUACUUAUAUA
Molecule: messenger RNA, 8201 nt
Organism: Argiope bruennichi
Lineage: Eukaryota; Metazoa; Arthropoda; Arachnida; Araneae; Araneidae
Product: filamin-A-like
Exons: 39
Coding region: 242-7444 (2400 amino acids)
Biological process (GO): actin cytoskeleton organization
Molecular function (GO): actin filament binding
Source: RefSeq, a predicted model, not a curated record